Molecule: messenger RNA, 1123 nt
Organism: Epinephelus moara (kelp grouper)
Lineage: Eukaryota; Metazoa; Chordata; Actinopteri; Perciformes; Serranidae
Gene: cox11
Product: cytochrome c oxidase assembly protein COX11, mitochondrial
Exons: 5
Coding region: 165-947 (260 amino acids)
Cellular component (GO): mitochondrial inner membrane
Molecular function (GO): copper ion binding
Source: RefSeq, a predicted model, not a curated record
AGAGCUAAUUCUGUGUUGCACUCUGUGUUUCCGGUGUGUGUUUCCGUCUAAGAUGUUUGGUAACAUGUUUCUGUUCAGCGGUGAAUGACAGCGGAGUUCCUCCUCAAAGGUGAGUUCACCCCACCGACCCAACCUCAGGUGUGGACUAACUGCAGGUACCAGCCAUGCUGCUCCCCCUUCUUCUGCGCCCGUCUCUCCGCUGCUCUCAGGCCUCUCAGGUCCUGUUAACACGAUGUGUGCGCUGCGACGCCUCUCGGACACUGCACUCUCAGGCUGAGCACUUCCUGCGACGGAGGCUCCCCCUGCGCCUCCACACACAGAGCCGAGGCACUAAGAGCCGAGGAAGGAAGUCCAGGAGCCAGGAGGAGGAUUGGAAAACCAGGAACAAGACAGUGCUGACGUACAUCGCCGCUGCAGGGGUGGGGAUGAUCGGCCUGUCGUACGCUGCAGUGCCGCUCUACAGGCUCUACUGCCAGGCCUCGGGGCUCGGCGGCAUGGCGGUGGCCGGGCAUGACGCAGAUCAGGUGGAGACGAUGAAGCCGGUGAAGGAGCGGGUCCUCAAGAUCACCUUCAACGCAGACACACACGCCAGCAUGCAGUGGAACUUCAGACCGCAGCAGACAGAGAUCUACGUGGUUCCAGGUGAGACGGCGCUCGCUUUCUACAGAGCAAAGAACCCCACAAAUAAACCCAUCAUCGGCAUCUCCACCUACAACGUGGUGCCCUUUGAGGCCGGACAGUACUUCAACAAGAUCCAGUGUUUCUGCUUCGAGGAGCAGCGACUGAACCCUCACGAGGAGGUGGACAUGCCCGUCUUCUUCUACAUCGACCCGGAGUUUGACGAGGACCCCCGGAUGGCCCGAGUGGACACCAUCACCCUGUCCUACACCUUCUUCGAGGCCAAGGAGGGUCAGAAGCUCCCUCUGCCCGGAUACAGCUACAACUGAUCCGUACACACAGGGGGAGGGUCACAGAAACCAGGAGGCUAGUUCUGGUUCAAAUCUCAGUGCGAGUAAAAGAGAAGGAAAAAGACAAUCCAAGACUCACUGAAGUAUUUGUUUUUAAUGUGAAAUGCAUUGCCCCCCAAAAAAGACUUAAACCAAACAACAACCAGAUUUCUUUU